Colletotrichum karsti is the source of this 1194-nucleotide messenger RNA. RefSeq lists its product as uncharacterized. The coding region runs from base 1 to 1194 and encodes 397 amino acids. Gene Ontology annotation, molecular function: zinc ion binding; L-iditol 2-dehydrogenase (NAD+) activity. The transcript has 4 exons. NCBI's taxonomy places the organism in Eukaryota, Fungi, Ascomycota, Sordariomycetes, Glomerellales, Glomerellaceae. Gene Ontology annotation, biological process: D-sorbitol catabolic process. The record is from RefSeq and is a predicted model, not a curated record.
AUGUGCGGCACAAUAACCUCAAGAGCGCCCGUCAACGGUGUCGCGCCGACUAAGAACGGUGUUGUCGUUGUAACAGAACUGGAGAAGCCCGCCGAGAUCCUGAAGGCGCCGCUCCCGAACCCUUCGCUGGUGGUCACGGCCGACCACCAACUCAAGGCCGAGGAGGCACCCGUUCUGGCGCCCAAGAAAGGCGAGGUUUUGAUUCAUGUCAAGGCGACUGGUGUCUGUGGUUCCGACAUCCACUUCUGGAAGACGGGCAAGAUCGGCACCCUGGUCUUCGAAGGUGACUGCAUCAUCGGCCACGAAGCCGCCGGCGUCGUCCUCCGCUGCGGCGAGGGCGUCAAGAACCUGAAGCCCGGAGACCGCGUCGCGAUUGAACCCGGCGUGCCCUGCGGCGAGUGCUUCCUCUGCACGGAGGGCCGUUACAACCUUUGCGAGGACGUCCAGUUCGCCGGCGUGUACCCUUACCACGGCACCAUCCAGAGAUACAAGUGCCACCCGGCCAAAUGGGUUCACAAGCUCCCCGAUAACAUCUCCUACGCCGAAGGCGCCCUCCUCGAGCCCCUCAGCGUAGCCAUGCACGGCAUCCGCACCGCCGGCCUGGCUCUCGGCGUCGGCGCCGUUAUCUGCGGCGCCGGCCCGAUCGGCCUGAUCACCCUCGCCGCGGCGCGCGCAUCGGGCGCACACCCGCUCGUCAUCACCGACAUCGAGCCCUCGCGCCUCGAGUUCGCCAAGUCGCUCGUGCCGAGCGCCAUCACCUACCGCGUCGACCCGGCUCUCGGCAACGAGGGCAACGGCAAGGCGAUCCGCAAGCUGUUCGGCGACGACGAGUACAGCGCCCCGCGAACGGUUCUCGAGUGCACGGGUGUCGAGAGCAGUAUCUGCACGGCGGCAUUCACGGCGCGCCGUGGUGGUACGGUCAUGGUGAUUGGUGUUGGAAGGGAGAUUAUGAACAACCUCCCUUUUAUGCAUCUUUCUCUUGCUGAGAUCAAGCUCGAGUUCAUCAACCGCUACCGCGACACGUGGCCCGCCGGCAUCGCCUGCCUCAGCAGCGGCAUCCUCGAUCUGAAGAGCCUCAUUUCGCAUACCUUCCCACUCGAGCAGGCCGUCGAGGCCCUCACACUUGCCUCGGACUACAGGAAUGGCAGCAUCAAGGUGCAGAUCGUGGAUGAGAUCGAGGCUGAGAUCUUCUAA